AUGUCCCCUGCGACCGUCUGCGUCAUCUUCCUGGUGAUUGCUAUCAUCGGUUACAUCAUCUUUGAGCGAGGUAACGACCGAGAUGGAAUGGGAAGAAAGUCAAGAUCCGGUACCUCUUCUGCCUCGUCCGACCCAGCCUACGACACCGACAAUGUCCCCAAUACUCCUUCAACUGGCGGGAGCCAUUACCCCAGCGACUACUCUGCCGAUAGUGGCACUGACUACGCCACUGACAGGGAAGAGAGGCCCAAGCCUAAAGGGAUUCUGAGGCCCCCCAGGUCGAGGUCGCAGCGGCGCGAAUCGGUCAGCUUCCCGGGGGAGACCCCUGCGACCGGGGUCAGACUCUUCGAAAAAAAGAAGAAGCUAGCCGAUACCGGUACAGACACAGAGGUCGAGGCAGAAGAGUACAAAGACAAGCCGGAAAACCCUCUUGGCGUACCCACAGCUCCUAGGCCGCAUAUCGAGUCCUGGUUGCCUCGAUUCCGCUCCUCACUUGCCGGAGAGGAGUUUGUGCAGCUAUUGGGGUUCAUGGACGAGGUGGAGGUCCUUGUGUCCAAGAACUGGAUGACUGACGAGAUACAUGAUGGGGGUGUCGCGUCGGAGUGGCUGAAAAGGGUGAUGCUGGAUGAGUGGAACGCGAGUGGGCGAUGGGGCAGAGUGCCGUCAAUCCUGGCUUUUUGCAAGGAGCUCCUCAUGUCUGGUGCGAUCGACAUUUCGGCAUUGGCGAUGGCCAUGUACCUCGACACCAGCAUCAGGGAGUCGCCCGCAUGUCCGGCUGGACCUAUCAUAUUGAUGGCAUUCGAGAAGCCGCCAGCGGCGGCGAUCACGCCCGACGCCGCCGGCGAGGUCCUCCCCCACAAGUUGAAACCGUUCCAAGAGACCCGGGACACCCUGCUGGCGAAGCGAGACCUGCUGCUGGGAUGGUUCAUGCUGCCGUAUCGGUGCUACGACAGAGAUCAGUGGGGCUUUACCGGCCAGCGGUUCCUCGUCACUCGCUCAUUCUCCUUCCAGGGAGUGGAGCUCCUCGAAGGGUCACUUAGGGUGUCGCUAUCCCAAGUGGAGUUCCAAAAGAACGCGACUUUCGUGUUGAACGUGACUAUCUUUGUGCCAGAAAGCAAAGUUAUCCAGAAUAUACAAGCCCUCGAUACCCCCUACACUGGUGAUCCGAAAGACCGGGACGCCUACAUCGCCCACCGUGCGCCCUUCAAGGCUGCCGUCGAAGCAGCCGCGGACUACUUCCGGUUCACUCGGAGUGGCGGGAAAAAGAAUGGUUGGGACGCGUUGUGGGGACCAGACGCGGUGAUGAGAUGCCUUCACUUGGCUGGCCCAUAUAUCCAAGAGCACUUUCCUGUCCAGAGCGUGGAGGAGAAGUUGCGGGAUGAUCGAAUCGUACACAGGCGCCUCAUCAUCCGACCAGCCCACCCGAACAGCCAAGUCGACCCGGGCAAUGAUUCCCUUGAUGGACCAGGCGAGAUGUACAAUCUGUAUACGGACCUCAAGGAGCCCAUCCUCAUGCAAGUGAACCGAGAGGCGGUAUUUAAAGCGAAGUCGUACUAG
This is a messenger RNA of Dioszegia hungarica, 1557 nucleotides long. RefSeq lists its product as uncharacterized. The record is from RefSeq and is a predicted model, not a curated record. Lineage: Eukaryota; Fungi; Basidiomycota; Tremellomycetes; Tremellales; Bulleribasidiaceae. The coding region runs from base 1 to 1557 and encodes 518 amino acids. The transcript is spliced from 2 exons.